CAUUAAUAAUAAAGAAAACACGGGUUUUAGAAUUAGGGCUUCUCUAGUUUUUCUCUUCUGAAUCCACUGCCAAAGCCACCGCGAGGGCGUGGACAGAAUCGGAGUACAACCAUAGCAGCAAUCACUGAAGUGUUGCUCUAUUCUGAGGCACAAUGAGAUUGGAAAAAUGCUGGUUUUGCUCUUCAACCGUAUAUCCUGGACAUGGAAUCCAGUUUGUUCGUAAUGAUGCAAAGAUUUUUCGGUUUUGUAGGUCAAAAUGCCACAAAAACUUCAAAAUGAAGAGAAAUCCCCGCAAGGUAAAAUGGACCAAGGCAUAUCGUAGAGUGCAUGGAAAGGAUAUGACACAGGAUUCGACCUUUGAGUUUGAGAGAAAGCGAAACAGGCCUGAAAGAUAUGACAGGAAUGUUGCGGAGAACGUCCUGAAGGCUAUUCCAAAGAUUGAUAAGAUCAGAGUCACCAGGGAGGAAAGACACCAUAAGAAUAGGAUGAAAGGCAAAAAGGAAAAGCUCAUGAAGGAGGCAGUGAGAGAGUUGGAACAGGGCAUCAGUUUGGUGAAAGCUCCUUCAGUGCUUCAACAGGAUCCUUCUCUCACUUUACCAAAGAUCAAGGUAAAGGUUUCUCAACAGCAAUCAGAGGAGAAUCAUGCCGCCAUGGAAGAGUAGUUUUAUCAAUGCUUCAUUUAGUUUUUAUGUGUUGUUAGAUUAGUUCUCCACAAGGUUCUGAUUACUAGUUUCCUUGUGAUUUUGAUACAAUAUUUUUAUAAAGUUAUGGUGUGUAAGUGUCUUAGACGAAGGUAUUAUAAGAUAACAUUUUUGAUUAAUGAUCUGCAGUUGGAAAAUCAA
This is a messenger RNA of Vigna unguiculata (cowpea), 842 nucleotides long. Its product is annotated as Ribosomal protein L24e family protein. Gene Ontology annotation, molecular function: structural constituent of ribosome. Gene Ontology annotation, biological process: ribosomal large subunit biogenesis. The record is from RefSeq and is a predicted model, not a curated record. Gene Ontology annotation, cellular component: nucleolus. Lineage: Eukaryota; Viridiplantae; Streptophyta; Magnoliopsida; Fabales; Fabaceae.